CUCAGCCCAACUUUGCCUUCUGGGGCAGGCGGGCUCCUGCUCCCAGAGCUAUGGUGCUGGCGUGGCGCUCCUCAACCGGCUCACCCGAGGGGACGCGCUGAGCUGAGGGGGACAGGGGCUUUCCUGAGCUGGCGCCAGGCCGCAGAGUGGGAGAAGGUCAUCCCACUCGGAUUAGUCGCGCCCUGCUGCUCCAGGUGAUUGUGAUGUGUGGAAAGCGUCGGGGCCACAGGGGAUUUCGUUUGUGAGAACGAGGGCAGGACCACGUGUCCCGGGAACAUCAACUGAACCGCGAGCCUUGGGGUCUGGGAGAUUGCUCCCGGGAGGUCUGCCAGAGCCAGGCGUGGGAGCAGUGCCGGGUACCCCGAGAACUGGACCGCCGCCCCUCCUUAGAAGACUUCUUCAGCUCUUUAGAUGAAAUAUAAGGAAAAAAGACAAACAUGGAAAGUGAGAAUACCAAGAAAGUACAAGUAGAAAUGAAGACAGACCUGAAUUUAUUGUUGGAAUGUCUGAAGUAUCACAUGGGCAACCCUUUGUCACAAAAGGAAGUUUUGAUCACUAUUCAUUCAGUUUGUCAACAAAACAGUGAUGCAGGUAUCUAUUUCCGGGAAAUUGGUGGUUUGAUGUUUGUACAGAAUCUUGCAAAGUCAAGUGAGCAUAGCAUGGUAAAAGAAGCAGCCUUAUACACAUUAGGAUCUAUUGCAGAAGAAAAUGUUUACUGUCAGCAAACUUUAUGUACUUCAGAGUUAUUUCAAGAUUUAACUUUGCUCUUAUCUAAUAAUGACUCAAACACUAAUUUGAAAAGAAUGUCCAUCUAUGUUCUUUUGGUUCUGGUUUCAAAUAAUAGAAAUGGACAAACGCUUAUAAGAGAAACAGGUUGUAUUGAAGUCCUGUCACAGUUGUUCAGGACAGUUCUUCCAAAUUAUGAGUUGAAUCUGUCAGAUAAUAAUGUUUUCCAGAGUUAUCUGUUGUGGUCUUCAGUAUGCAGUACUCUGUGUGUCUGUGUCAACAAUCCUCAAAAUGAUGAGAAUCAAAUGCUUUGUUGUUCACUUUUUCCAUAUGCUAAUGAAUGGCUAAUGAAUUGCAUGAGACCUGAGAUAAUUCGCCCUAUAUGCUCAUUUAUUGGACUUACUCUUGCAAAUAAUACACAUGUUCAGAACUGCUUUGUAUCUUCUGGUGGACUGGAUGUUUUGUCUCAAGUUCUUGUGCAGCUGGAGUCUGAUUCACACAAUACUUCUGCCAGUGCUAAGCUUGCAGUGGUAGUGACAAAGACCGUGGAUGCAUGUAUUACUAAUAAUUUAGCUACUUUUUCAUUGGUAUUAUCCAAAUACCACAUUGUUUCAAAACUUCUGACCUUACUGCUUCAUGAAAGUCUUGGUUCAGGAGAAAAAUUUAGCAUCAUACUUGCCAUUGGUCACUGCACAGAGGAUUGUGAGGAAAAUCAGUAUGAACUUUUAAAAAGCAAUGGGCUUCCACUAAUGAUACAAGCUUUAACUGAAUUUAAGAAUGAAGAACUAAACAAAGCUGCCACUUACGUGCUUCACAACUGCAAAAAAAUUACCGAGAAAUUAUCUCUAAGUCUAGGAGAGAAUUCUUUUGAUGAAAAUGAAGCAGAUCAACUAAAGAGCAUAAAUGACAAAGAGAAUCUUGAAGAGCAUUGGAAGUCAGCAAAGGAAAUUAUAUGCAGAAUAAAACAAUUUGAAAGAGAAGGAAAAGAGGAGAAAUUACAAAGUGGACAAUAUAAGGAUAACACCUCAUCCAUGAAAGUAAAAAUACAGAACAAUGUGAAACAUCUCUGUGCAGAUAGUAUUGGAAGUACCAAAGCAGAAAAUAAGUAUAUAAACCAGUCUGGACAGCUUCACAAUUUUAAGUCCAGUGGAGUCACGCCUAAAGCUUGUGGGAAUGAAAACCAAAAGAAGACUCUGAAAAAGAACACAAAUCCUCUUAAUCCUCGCUAUAGGGAGAGAGGGCAGGAUAAAAUUUUACAUAAAGCUACUUCAAGUUGUACUCAAAACUUAAAUGAAAAAAUGACUUUUAACAAAAAGGAUUCUGUUUCUCAAUCAAGUGAUCAUGUUGAACAUCCAAUUCACACUGUCAAAGAUAGAAAGCAACGAGUAUCAGAACCAGAUCCAUUUACAUUGUGUUUAGACAUAAUAGAUAAUGAAGUUGGUUUUCAAGCAACUGAUAACUGUUCCAAAAUGUUGAAAUAUAGGUGCUCAGGUUGCAUAGUGGUAAGAAAACGCCUCAAUAGCCGAAAUUUUGGCAAGCUUUUGCACUCUUGUGCAUACCUAUGUGAUCAUCAUAAAGUCAUUAUGGAAGCUGAAGAUAAAUAUAAAAAUGAACUAAGGAAAGCACUUAUCUGUGAGAAAGAAAUUUUGCUGACCCCUCGUAGAAGACAACUUAGUAGAGAAUCUACUGCCUCUGAAGGACUAAAAGCUAUUCAUCUAAAACCAGAUAGUCAAAAACGUCCAAGUUUGGAGGAACAGGCCUGUAAUACCAGCAUUCCAGAGGCAAAGGAAAGAAGAUUCCGAGUUCCAGGCCAGAAUGGACUACAUAAAAAAAGAAGAAUUCGUAAAAACUUUACCAAAGAAGAAGUAAAUUAUCUUUUUCAUGGAGUUAAAAAAAUGGGAAAUCAUUGGAAUUCAAUUUUGUGGUCUUUCCCCUUUCAACAAGGACGAAGGGCUGUAGACCUUGCUCACAAAUACCACAAGCUGACCAGAGGUCCCAACUGUGCAGCCAAAUGACUAGAGGAGACUCAGUUUUUUUGUUUGUUUGUUUGUUUGUUUGGGCUCUUAAAAUAGAACUUCUUAGAAGAUACAAAAUGUUAAAUGUUCUUCUAAACUCUUAAGAGACAGGGAAUGAUAAGAGUUUUGUGAUACAAACUCUUUAAAAUGUUAAACUAAUUUAUAAUGCAAAUACAUUUUUCAAUGUGAAAAUUAGAUAGAAUUUCUCCAUGAGACCAAAUAUGUUGUCCCUUUACUUUUCCUUAUGGUCAAAGAACAUAGAUCACAAGAAAAAAAAUCAUGAGCCUUUAAACAUCGCUUAACAUUAUAUUGCCAUAAAUACUAUAUGAGACAUUUGUAGCUAGGUGUUGGUGGGCAUUUCAGUAUUUUUGCCUAGUGCUAAUGUCCAUUCUAGAACUCGGGCCAUUUCUUAAGCUAUUCAACUAAGGCUCUCACCCAAUAAAUAAAAUUAAAAUUUUGACAC
Messenger RNA from Mesocricetus auratus (golden hamster), 3204 nucleotides. It is a transcript of the gene Terb1, whose product is annotated as telomere repeat binding bouquet formation protein 1. The record is from RefSeq and is a predicted model, not a curated record. The transcript has 19 exons. Gene Ontology annotation, biological process: meiotic attachment of telomere to nuclear envelope; homologous chromosome pairing at meiosis. Lineage: Eukaryota; Metazoa; Chordata; Mammalia; Rodentia; Cricetidae. Bases 438 to 2741 code for a protein of 767 amino acids.